Gastrolobium bilobum is the source of this 375-nucleotide messenger RNA. RefSeq lists its product as uncharacterized. The transcript is spliced from 2 exons. Bases 1 to 375 code for a protein of 124 amino acids. Lineage: Eukaryota; Viridiplantae; Streptophyta; Magnoliopsida; Fabales; Fabaceae. The record is from RefSeq and is a predicted model, not a curated record.
AUGUCAAUAUUGGCUAAACUACGCUGUGUCACUAUAGAUGUUACUGGUACCCUAAUGGCUUACAAAGGGGAGCUUGGUGACUAUUAUUGCAUGGCAGCCAAAGCAGUUGGCCUUCCAUGCCCAGACUACAAGCGUAUGGAUGAGGGCUUUAAGCUGGCAUACAAGGACAUGGCAAGGAAGUAUCCAUGUUUUGGGUAUGCUGCCAAAAUGCCAAACAUUGUGUGGUGGAAAACUUGUGUGCGAGAUUCUUUUGUCAGGGCUGGAUAUGAGUAUGAUGAGGAGACAUUUGAGAAUACAACGAGCCCAAAAAACACAGUAAGCAAAUUCUGCCGUGUCUCAAGAGCAAUCAACUAUGAAGCUAAAUGGUAUAUAUGA